This is a messenger RNA of Etheostoma spectabile (orangethroat darter), 3796 nucleotides long. RefSeq names its product aarF domain containing kinase 1 (gene adck1). Bases 425 to 1981 code for a protein of 518 amino acids. The transcript is spliced from 12 exons. Gene Ontology annotation, biological process: mitochondrion organization; lipid homeostasis. NCBI's taxonomy places the organism in Eukaryota, Metazoa, Chordata, Actinopteri, Perciformes, Percidae. The record is from RefSeq and is a predicted model, not a curated record. Gene Ontology annotation, cellular component: mitochondrial inner membrane.
CACUACUGUGCCUCUGAAUGGCUUAGUACUCGUUUCCUUCUUUGAUUAGAUUGGUUAGGUUUAGGCACGAGGAGCGAGAUUGGUCAACAUUAGGCUAAGAAUACCAGGGUAAGCUAAUGAGAGCAAGAGUAAGGCAAAAUAGGGCGGGACUUGCCUUCGCUAUCCCAGGAAACGCGAAUUCGCCUACAGGAGGAUAUUAUUGGAUCGAAGUGUAGUUUUAAAUCAUAACAUUAUCACAAAAAACGAAAAUCAAUUACAACAUUACGUUACAUUAUGACAUUAACGCAUUCACCGGACUGCAUUGAUGGGGGACAUACAGAUGAUUGGCAGUCUUCAUGGUGGUUUUAUUCCAUUGGACGUCUUUUUCCUGUGACAGCAGCUGCUGUGCUUGUACAUUGCAGUAUUUCACCCAGUAGUGCUUCUCAUGGCUGGUCAACUCCUCAAAGUAUCCUCUCUGGCCACGGCAGUGUUUGCCUCUUCUGGGUUUUACCUCUACAACAGACAGCUGAACCUCAAUGACCUGACUGUCAUCCGCUUUGGACGAGCUGCAGCCACCACGGCGGUCAUCAGUUUUGACUAUCUGACUGCCUUUAAACAUGUGGAAUAUGGUACAGAGGAGUACUGGGCACUCAGGUCCAAGGUGCAUCUGAGGUCUGCGGAACGUCUUCGAGACUUGUGUUGUGCCAACCGGGGUACUUUUAUCAAGGUGGGCCAGCAUCUUGGUGCCCUAGACUACUUGCUGCCUCAGGAGUACACAUCCACACUGAAGGUGCUCCACAGCCGCGCUCCUCAAAGCAGCAUGGAGGAGGUCAAGCAGGUCAUUAGAGAAGAACUCAGCAAGGAGCUGUCAGAGUUAUUUGUCUCCUUUGAAGAGAAGCCUCAGGGUGCAGCCUCCUUAGCCCAGGUCCACAAGGCAGUGCUGCAUGAUGGGAGGACAGUGGCCAUCAAGGUCCAACACCCCAAAGUCCAGAAACAGAUGUCCAGGGACAUAGCGGUGAUGGAGGUGCUGUUGAGGGCAGUCCAUUGGCUCUUCCCAGACUUUGCCUUUAUGUGGUUGGUGGAGGAAGCCAAGAAGAACAUCCCGUUAGAGCUGGACUUCCUUAAUGAAGGACACAAUGCUGAGAGGCUGGCCAACAUGCUGGCCCACCUCCCCUUUCUCAAGAUUCCCAUCAUCCACUGGGAUCUGUCAACAAAGAGGAUCCUGACCAUGGAGUUUGCUGAAGGGGGGCAGGUCAACGACACAGACUACAUGAAAAAACACAGCAUUAAUGUCAACGAGAUCUCAGAAAACCUGGGUAAGAUGUACAGUGAAAUGAUCUUUGUCCAUGGCUUUGUACACUGUGACCCACACCCUGGCAACGUGUUAGUCCGAAAGUGUCUGCAGAGCAAGAAGACAGAGAUCAUCCUGCUUGAUCAUGGCCUUUAUCAGGUCCUGGAGUCAGACUUCAGGUUGAACUACUGUCGGUUGUGGCAGGCUCUGAUUAAAGGUGACAUGUCCGGGGUGGAGCGUUACAGCCUAAGACUGGGAGCUGGAGAUCUUUACCCGCUGUUUGCGUGCGUACUCACCGCUCGUUCCUGGACAGCCAUCAAUGUUGGCAUCAGUUCUGUGCCUGUCACACACUCUGAGGAUGUUGAGAUACGGACCAAUGCAGCGUUAUACCUCCCACAGAUUAGCGAGCUGUUGAAUCGAGUGCCCCGGCAGAUGCUGUUGCUGCUGAAGACCAACGACCUGAUGAGGGGAAUUGAGACCACCUUACAGACCAGAGCCUCUUCUUCAUCCUUCAUCAACAUGUCUCGCUGCUGCAUACGUGCCAUGGCCAGGCACAAGAGGAGUAAGGCUCAGUCCAGGAGGAGGCAUCUACAAAUCACACUGGCGGAGUCUCUCAACCUGUGGAGACUCACUAUGUAUGAACUGCUUCUGUGGGUGAAGGGCUCCAUGUUGGGUGACUGGCUCACUGUUCUGCUGGCAUUUCUGCACUGAGAGACAUCUGGACAUUGCACUGGGACAUUAUCAAAGGGUUUUGGGAUGCACUGCAGUUUAAAACAUUUUGAAUGUGUGCUCAAACACACACACACACUGUAAGUUUCACCUCUGUUAAUAUGUUAAUAAUACAGUUUGUAACUCUAUGGAUAUAUACAAAGACAAAACAUGUGGAUUUCUUUGAACCCUAAUAAGCUUUAAAUCGACUUCAACCAUUAUCUAAUAUACGGCAUGCAGUUCCUGUGCUGACUGUAUCUGGCAACUUGUGCUAUAAUAGCUGGAGAUGCUGCAGAGAAGUACUGGGCGGAUGGAUAAGCUGUCAAGAAGUAGUUACAGUACAUACUCUGUUUGGGUACAUAUCAAAUUAUUGAGAUACAAUAUGUUAACGGUGAUGUUUAGAGGAGAUAGCAGGGAAGGAGAACAGAACCAGGUUAGCUGUUUUCCUUUGCUUUCACUAUUUAUGCCACCAUGUCCUGAUUACAGCUCUGUACUUUUUUCAUCUUCUCUUUUCCCUAAAGCACUAAAACUUCUUUUAAGUCUUUCCUUUCUUUUGAGUGGGAGCAUAACAUGUUUGAGAUAAGUUUCUGUAUUUAGUUAUUAAGACAUAGCGUUAUUACUUGAGAUGCUAAGAUUUUCAGUUCUCUCAAUAACUGUCAGAAUAUGAGAUUCAGUUAGUUAGGAUCUUGAGUUAAUGGGGUCCCAAUUAAAUGAUCAUGUUCAAUCUUUGAAUCGAGGCAAUAGAUCUUAAACCAUAAAUAUACCUUUUUUUCCUCCCUAUCCCCCAACCGGUCGAGGUAGAUGGCCGUGCAAAGUUGUCUUGAGGUUUCUUUCUGUUGAAAGGACGUUUUUCCUUUGGGCCGUUGCACUAAGCGCAAUUGCUUGGUGGAAUUGUUGGGUCUCUGUAAAUUCUAGUGUGUGGUAUAGUCCUACUCUAUCUCUAAGUUUUUUUAUAAACAUUAAAUAUUAUCAUAACUCGUGUUACGAUUUGACUUUAUAAAUAGGUUGAAUUAAAUUGAUACAAACAGGUAGAGAGGAAAGACGAGUUCAGGUACAAAUGUAGAUAUGGUGUGACAGUGACAGGAACUAGUGGACCCAAAUGCAGAAAGCAGGCAGGCAGGCAGACGGGAGAAGCCUGAAUAGGAAGAUUUAUUCCUCCAAAAAAACAAACACAAAAACGGCAGGUCAAAAAAGGAGGAAACAAAAUGAACAGGAACCGGGGAAAUAAACAGAGAACCGGCAGGGAAACAAAGCAUGCUGAUGCAGGGACAUGCUACUAAGAGGAAGGGAGGACAAGAUCAAACAGGGCUGGAGUACUGAGGACCGUCAAACUCGGGGAACUGAAGGCAGUGUGACUUGGGGAGCUGGGGACAGUGGGCACUCGGAAACUGGGGACAGAACUUCUUUGGCCAGUAGGGCUGAGGAUAGCAGCAAAGAUGGAGUCCCUCUGGCGGCCAAACAGGCCGGCGAUGAAGUUGAAGACCCUCUAAAGGCCGGGCAGGUCGUCGAAGAAUAUCUGGAGGCCUGGCAGGUCAGCAAAGACCCUCUGGAGGCCGGUGGCGAAGGCGAUAUCCCUCCGGGCCGCCGGCAGGACACGGGGGGCUGGAGCCGGCUGGACCACCAAUAGGACACGGGGGGCUGGCGUCGGCCAGGCCGCGCUACAAAGGCAAAGUAUCUGUUUUUCACAGCUGCUCCUGAGACCAAUUUUGGCUGGUAAUUGCGCCCCAACCUCAAUUUGUGACAUUGUUUAGCUGACUGUGAUUGGUCUAAAAGUUAAAACAAUUGAUUUGUGGCUCUGCAUAAAGGUUUUUCUCUCUG